AUGUUUUCCAAUAGCAAAUAUGAACUAUUAGAUAGUGGCUCAAAUUAUGCUAACAAUAGCAAAAAUAAAAAUAUUAAUAAUAAUUUGUCUGUACCGCGGCCUACUAGUUCUACAACGAUUGUCCCAUCUGAAAAUAUUACUAUUAAUACCGAUGAUAAUAAUAAUAAUAAUAAUAAUAAUGGGAUUACUUCUAAUAAAGUGAAAAAUAUUGAAAUUCCAUCAUCUAAUUCAAACAGAGGGGGUGUGCAUCCAUUAUUGAUAAAUAGACGUAAUUCUACAAUUAAAAAUACUCCUAUAGUGGCAAACUUAGGUAAGAGUGUAGACUCUCAUGUUUUUGUAAGUAUUCAUUCACCAAAUUUUAGAACAAGUCAAGAUGGUCAUCAAGAAGAAAUAAUGAAUAGCGUUAGAGAAAAUUAUUUAAAUAAUACACAGAGGAAAAAUAGUAUGGGUUUAAACAGUAAUACUGGUAGUUUGAAAUCAGAUUCUAUAACUUUAAGAACGCAGUCUCCUGCACGAGUUGUUACAGAUGAUGAGAACCCUCCAUUAGGAGAAACUGCUUCUGAAUUAGACGAUCCAAGUUUAAAGAGUACAGGAGGUGAUAUUUUACGUGAUAUCUAUAAGAUGACAAAUCACCCUUCUGAUUCAAAUUUAAAGAGACAAAAGAGUACCGAUGACGUUCGUUUAACAAUGGAAAGUAGAAGAAGACAAUCAGCUGCUGGAGGGUUGAAUGUUCCAGGUGGAUUUAGAAGAGAAUUCAUUGUGAAAAAAGUUAGAACAAAGAGUACCAAUGUUCAGAGUAAUAUAUCGUCAAUUAGAAAUGAUUAUGGAACGAGUAGACCAGGAACACCUAGACCAUCUACAACUGGUACUAGUGCUGUAGUAUUAUCAUCGUCAUCAUCAGUGGCCGUAUCGGAUGCACACCCUACGGUGGAUAGAGAAUCAAAUCAACCAAUUGAACAACCUUCAGAAGUUCCAUUCUUAACGAAAAAUUUUAUGGAAUUCCUAUACCUAUAUGGACAUUUUGCAGGUGAAUCCUUUGAAGAUGAUUUCUUCGAUGACUCUGGUAGUAACCCAUUAGAUGGAUAUGAAAAUAAUAAUAGAAAAGAAGAAAGUUCUCCAUUAAUACCAUUAGGAAGUACAGAAGCAGUUACGAAGUCUCAAGUCUCGAGUAUGAAAGGUACAGCUUCACCAUCGAAAGUAUUUCUCUUAUUGAUGAAAUCCUUUGUGGGGACCGGUGUAUUAUUUUUACCACAGGGUUUCCAUAACGGUGGUUUAACUUUAUCAAUAUUCUUAUUAAUAUUUUUUGGUGGUUAUUCCUAUUGGUGUUAUUAUAUCUUAAUUCAAUCUAAAGUUUAUACAAAAGUUGCCUCAUUCGGUGAUAUUGGUCUAAAGACAUAUGGACCCUGGAUGAAAUUUGGUAUAUUAUUAGCUUUAGUUCUAACACAAGUUGGGUUUUCAGCAGCAUAUAUGAUAUUUACAGCAAAGAAUAUUGGUGCCUUCUUACAAAAUGUCUUUAGAGUUGAAAAUUUAAAACUAGGUUAUAUUAUGUUAUUCCAAUUAAUAGUAUUCAUUCCAUUGUCAUUCAUUAGAAAUAUAUCGAAAUUGUCAUUACCAUCACUUUUUGCUAAUUUUUUCAUCAUGAUUGGAUUAAUCAUUAUUUUAUUCUUCACUAUGAAACAUUUAUUUAUUACAUUGGAUAUGAAACCUGCAGAAGGUGUCAUAUACGGUGUAAAUGGUAGUAGAUGGACAUUGUUUGUAGGGACAGCCAUUUUCACUUUUGAAGGUAUUGGCUUAAUUAUUCCUGUUCAAAACUCUAUGAAAAAUCCAGAAAAAUUCCCAUUAGUUCUUGGUCUAGUAAUUAUUACAGUUACUCUAUUAUUUGUAACUGUAGCAGUCGUUGGUUAUUUGUCAUACGGUUCAAAAGUAGAAACUGUGAUCCUAUUAAAUUUACCUCAAGAUAAUAUUACAGUCAAUCUUAUUCAAUUGUUUUAUUCUAUUGCCAUUAUGUUAUCAACACCAUUACAAUUAUUCCCAGCAAUUAAGAUUAUAGAAAAUAAAGUAUUUGCAACAGGUGGGAAAUUUAUCUUAAGGACUACUAUGGGUGAAAGAGCUGUAAGACAAUUUACUGAAUCCGGGAAAUCAAACUGGAAAGUGAAGUGGACAAAGAACCUUGGAAGAACUUUCAUUGUGUCUACUGUUGUAUUAACAGCUUAUUGUGGUGUAGACUCAUUGGAUAAAUUUGUGUCCAUUAUAGGUUCAUUUUGUUGUCUUCCGUUAGUCUAUGUCUUCCCAGCUCUUUUACAUUUAAGAUGUUGUUCAUCGGCACGAGAAAAUGGAGAUGAUAGUAAGAAAACGAGAUUCUUAAUCAUAGUUGAUCAAGUCUUAGUCCUGUUCGGUAUAAUAAGUAUGGUAUAUACAUCCUAUCAAAGUAUAUUUACGUAA
Messenger RNA from Maudiozyma barnettii, 2442 nucleotides. It is a transcript of the gene AVT4, whose product is annotated as Avt4p. The record is from RefSeq and is a predicted model, not a curated record. Gene Ontology annotation, molecular function: amino acid transmembrane transporter activity. Gene Ontology annotation, biological process: amino acid transmembrane transport. Bases 1 to 2442 code for a protein of 813 amino acids. The transcript has a single exon. NCBI's taxonomy places the organism in Eukaryota, Fungi, Ascomycota, Saccharomycetes, Saccharomycetales, Saccharomycetaceae.